Hymenoscyphus albidus is the source of this 1145-nucleotide messenger RNA. The record is from the annotation of a GenBank genome assembly. NCBI's taxonomy places the organism in Eukaryota, Fungi, Ascomycota, Leotiomycetes, Helotiales, Helotiaceae.
CUUUCUGAAACAGAGUAAAAACUCCUGGGAAGGUUACAUUUAUUUCGACUAGGAUAAAGUAUGACCUAAUGUCACAUAAUAGAACCUAAAACUGGAACGGCACUCUCCAUAUCAAAGGUUAUUUCUCACUUAGCCGGCCUAUGACGCUACUUGAGAGGUUCGACGAAGUAUAUCUAUACUUGCAACGUUCCCUACUUUUGAAUCACUUAAAUUGCAGCAACCAACCCGCUACUUCUACAACUCAUUGAUCACCCUUCUAACAAUAAAUCAUUACUGGCGUCGAAAGAAUGCAACUUCAACCUAUCAUCAUCCUCGCCACUUUGGCGAAAACUGUCUACAGUCUCGGGUGGGCCUAUGCAGAAUGCAGAAUCGCCGUAGGUCACCGAGUCUCCGUCGAUGCUAUAAUCCCUAAAUCCUACCAACUCUUCAUUCUUCUACAAAAAGUCUUGAUUGGAUCUCUAACACUUUCUUUAGGGUACUCCCGACGUCGACACAACCAAGGAAGCAUGUGUGGCUGCUAAGGCCAAUAAUGGCUGUACCGAUUGCAACUAUGUAAUCGGAUAUCAGUAUUUUGCUUAUAAAAGUAACCAACGCCUUAUUGAUCCUAAUCCUCUCGGGGUAUGUACUACUCCCUUCCCAGAGGUCAAAUCGGCGGGGUGCUAAUUGUGAUAUGUAGUGGAAUCAGGUAUGCCUAAACGCUGGUGCCAAUUCAGGAACGGGCAAAUGAAUAUGGAAACGAUUCUCAAUUGGGGUACCGGGUUCCAUUUGGCUCGUAUAUUGAAUGCAAAGCAAAUAUCACUCCAAAAUAGUCAUCUAGCCUCUGGGGAACGCGAGGAUGGUGGUGGAGCUGUGGUGUAACAAGAGAGAUGCCGGGGGGGUUUGAAUUUAUAUGUUGUAGGUUCGUAUGACUGAGCGCGGACAAUGUAUGUUCAAAAGAUACGAGAAGGGGUUCUUAUUAUAUUCAUUUCAUGAUUUCAAAAUGAUCAAGAAUGCAUUCACAUUGGAAGGGGGUCAAUCUUUUAAACAAUACUGGAAAGCGACAAAUGAAGCAAUGGUUGAAAGUAAAUUAUUCUCAUUGGGAAACAGUUUUUUCAAAAACCUCUCGGCAUUAAUCAUAAUUUAUGUAAUGUCAAAAAUUAUUUUAG